UUUUGAAACUGGUGGUAAUUUAACCUCAAUUUAUUGUUACAUAAAUGAAAUGUUUGUUCGUCAACAUUGAGAAAUAGAAAUGUUUUCACUAUUUCUCCGCAAUUUUAAUUCGUCGAGAUGGAUCUCGUUGUCACAUAAAAAAUACAGUUCCACUUUGACAUCAAACAAUCCUUUAGAAGAAAUUUUAAACAAUUUACCUCCGGAAGCAGAAGCCUUAUCACCGAGUGAUACCAUAAACAUAUUUCGACAUUUGAGUGAAACAUCGAAGAAUCUAAACUCAUUGCUACCCGCCACUUCAUUUAAAGUGAUUCAACAUGAAAAAUUUGAAAUAUUACGACAAGCAAUAAAACAAUCUAUACCAUACUUAAAAACCAUGGAUAAAUUUGACGUGCUCAAAAGAACACAAAUUCUUGAUGUGCCAAUCGACGAUGGUGUCAACAAUAUAAUUAUAAGUUCAUUGCUAGAAAAUGUUUUCAAUAUGUCAUUGAACGAGAUUUUGGUUUUUGACGCACUAUUGGCACCACAACAGAAAACUGUAUUAACCAAAGAAUUAACACAAUGUUUUGUCAACCGAUUCAAUAUAAAAGUUAGUUCAAGUCCAAUUAAUUUCAGUUAUUUUACAAAUACCAAACGAAUUUUGCAAUUUAUACUUCGAAAUCGAAAUGAGAUCACUAAGAACGUGUUUGAAAAUAUGAAAAAUUGUUUGGUAAAAAAUGAUAUCGAUGAUAUCGAUAUACUUACUGCCAAUGAAGCCGAAAUUACCAUUAUAUUGUUAUCGAAUUUUCAAGAAAAAUGCGAAUAUUUUGAUAGGCUCAAAGAAAAAGCAUUAAAUGUUUGGCAAUCCAGCGAUGUGACAAUGGACAUGGUUCAAAAAACGCUUACAUUCUUAACGAAACGAAAUUCGUCAGUAAUUUUUAAUAUGUAUAAUGACAGUAGAUAUUUGGAGAAAUGCGUUCAGGUUGCCAUCAAAUCGGGAGAUUUACAAAAAUGUUUCGCAGUUCAAAGCCAAUUCAAUUACAUGGGUUUCAUCAACUCACAACUCAUCGACUUUCUGCUUGAGAACCUGAACGUUCAGGCUGAGGAUGAAAAUGUAGUCAAUAACUGUAUAUCACUUUUCAUUGCAUGUGAUAUUGGCAACUACAGAUCGCCACUUUUUCAUGAAAUUCUUGCAACCACCUUGGCCAAUAUGAAUUUCAAUAAACACUUUCACACUAUCAAACUCGAUUGGGCACAUUUGGCGGUGCGACUAUCACAAAAUGGAAUUUAUCACAAGAGACUAAAUGACUGUAUUUUGAAACGCCGUUUUAGUUAUGAAUUCAAUGUCGAUAGCCUCGCGGAACUGGAGACGUUGGAGCUUGAGAAAAUCAUUGGAGUAGAAAUUGGAAGUUCAUUAUCGAAUUUAAAGCGAGUUUUUGGUGAUAAUAUUCGUUUAUUAAUACGUACUAGUGAUGGUUCUCUUAUUCCGCUUCUCUUGAAGAUUGACAUCAACUCUAAAAGUAUUGUUCCAUUUAAAAAACACGAAGGCAUAACAUUGAAUUCACUUAAUUGCGAUGUCGACCAGUGUUUGGUGGCAUUUGUUGAUUGCUCCACGCCAGAUAUCCAGUUUCAGCAUCCAAAAUUAGUUACGAUCACUUUAAACGCGACCGAAUGGCUCGAUCUGUUGCAUCAUCGAACCAAAGAAGAAAUUAUCGCCAAAAUUGUUUAAUCAACAAUCAAAAUGUAUUACAAUGAAACGCUGCGUAAUAUGUAUUUUUAAAUUAUAAUUUUUAUUUUUAAAUAAACAAUAAAGAAGUAUUCUUUGACAUUUGUA
Messenger RNA from Contarinia nasturtii (swede midge), 1810 nucleotides. RefSeq lists its product as uncharacterized. The record is from RefSeq and is a predicted model, not a curated record. NCBI's taxonomy places the organism in Eukaryota, Metazoa, Arthropoda, Insecta, Diptera, Cecidomyiidae. Bases 80 to 1705 code for a protein of 541 amino acids. The transcript has 4 exons.